CUGGGAACUUAGAAAAGACAACCCGUUCUAUCGACAGUUUUUCAAUACCCCACAACCACUGUCGCGUCAAUCAGGCACACACACCGUCACCAGACAACAACAUCAACAAAAACAAGAAAAAUUGCUGAUGUCGAUAUGGCCGACGCAGAAACGCCUCCUCUCUGCCAAGGGGGGUUUGGAUUGCACCGACACGUGCAAAUGGUGGCCAACACCGAAGAUCGCGCAACUCUCAAGAAGGCUUACGACGGCCUCCGGGCUGCAAACGAAGAGCUUGCGGGGCUGGAACGUGAUCGCGAGCGCUGGAUGGCUACCAAAGCGAUUUACUUCCAAACAGGGAACAAUCGGCCGUCUCGUCGUGAACGAGAGAUUUGGGAGAGCUUCAGAGAUUGGUGGUCCCACGCCGGCCGAAACGCUGUCCUCGAGUCCGAAACCAGCAUCGACGAAGAGCUCAGCAGACUAAACGUUUCGAGCCACAGCCCUCGAGAAACCCAAGACGCUCUUCGCCACUCGAUCAACAAACUCUCGCGCCCGUUUUUUAAGAAACCUGUACAUCCUAGACAUGCCCGACGAGAUUCUUCUCUUGGUACUCAACCUUUUGCGCGGCUCCCAGCCCGACGAGUGCUCAGAAUGGCAUAUCGGUACAGAGGAUAUUCGGAACUGCCGUCUGACCUGUCGGCGUCUUUGCAGCCUCAGCGACCCGAUGCUCAUUCGUCUUAUACGCCUUAGACUCACGCCUUCGUCUUUUGAGCGCCUGGGGGAAAUUUCCCGUCACCCCACUAUUAGAAGAGCUGACCCAACAACGAAAUCGCCCAUCAACGAAAUUGACCCACACCAUACCCACACCCACUCCACGGGCGCAAAUCAUCCACUUCUACAGAAAAUAACUAGCCAAAAAGUACUCAAUCCUCUUCUUCAGCCUCUCUGUAUCGCUCGAGCCCACGGGCGAUUAUUUCCCGGGCUUCUUCGACUGCAUGUGGCUGAUUUGGUGCCCGGGCCGGUCUUUUUCGCUUGGGGCAUCUGCCAGGCUUUUUGGGCGUUGUCAAUGUCCUGAAUACCUGCAAAUUUCUCAUUUCCAUCUUCGUAUACCCUC
Messenger RNA from Lasiosphaeria miniovina, 1090 nucleotides. RefSeq lists its product as uncharacterized. NCBI's taxonomy places the organism in Eukaryota, Fungi, Ascomycota, Sordariomycetes, Sordariales, Lasiosphaeriaceae. The transcript has a single exon. The coding region runs from base 136 to 726 and encodes 196 amino acids. The record is from RefSeq and is a predicted model, not a curated record.